CUUUGAAGUGGCUUUAUCGUUGGUACUAGCAAAGGGAUGACUAUGGAGCCCGAAAUCUCAAUUUCCACCUCCAACUCCAAACCUCCUUCCAAGCCUUCUUCCAAACGUCUACUCUUCGAUCGCCGUUACGGUUGGGUAUUCGACGAAUGGAAAGAUCCAUCCCAAGAAGCACUUUCCGGCGGCCGAGGCAUGUUUUGUAUAUUGCCAUUGGCGACAGCUUUACUGAAGAUGGCUUCGCAAUCGAUUAACCUUGCAGCAAACACUGCGGUUAAAGUUCUUGAAAGGCCAAACCUUCUAUCACCACAGGAACUGAAAGCUAGUUUUGAUGAUCGAUUUCACAAAUUUAUGUCUUCGAUACAAAAACCAGAAUUCAACUUGUUCGCCAUCAAAGGAAAUUCGACAUUGCAUGCUACUGAGUCCUCCUCACAUCCACAUGCAAGAAGCAGUGAGUCACAAAUGGCUAGUACAACUUAAGUUUACAAAUUUGUGUAGCACAAUAUCAAUUUUGUUGUGUAUUGGAUUGAUAUCGGGCAUGUAAACGGUUUUGAUUAUGUGGCAUUGGUUAUUAUAAUGAUGGAGAUGGUGAAUCUAAUUUUGAUAGUGUCUUCUAUCUCAAA
Molecule: messenger RNA, 617 nt
Organism: Vitis riparia (riverbank grape)
Lineage: Eukaryota; Viridiplantae; Streptophyta; Magnoliopsida; Vitales; Vitaceae
Exons: 4
Coding region: 37-474 (145 amino acids)
Source: RefSeq, a predicted model, not a curated record